AUGGCUUCACCACCCGAAAGUCCCAUCGAGGAGAUUGUCUACGAAUUAGAAACAACACGAGUGCCUAAACCAAUACCAGUUGCCCUGGAGGAUUUGUGCCGUCAAACGAAAUUUACAAAACAGGAAAUACGUGUUAUGUAUCGAGGAUUUAAAACGGAAUGUCCUGAAGGUGUGGUACACGAAGACUGUUUCAAGGAUAUUUAUGCAAAAUUUUUUCCACAUGGCAAUUCAAGUUUAUACGCUCAUUAUGUGUUCAAAGCAUUCGAUGUUAACUGCAAUGGUGCCAUAAGUUUUCGGGAUUUAUUGGUUACGUUGUCCACAUUAUUAAGAGGUUCGGUUUAUGAACGUCUCCGCUGGACAUUUAAAUUGUACGACUUAAAUGGUGACGGACGCAUCAGUCGUUCGGAACUAAGUGAAAUAAUAAUGGCCAUUCAUGAGCUGAUGGGUCGAAGAGCACACCAGCCAGAGGAUGACCGAAAAGCAAGAGAUCAGGUCGAUCGAGUCUUCCGCAAAUUGGAUUUAAAUCAAGAUGGUAUUAUAACAAUCGAAGAAUUCCUGGAGGCAUGCCUUAAGGAUGAUCUGGUUACAAGAUCGCUACAAAUGUUCGAUAAUGACCUUUGAUGACCGGCUGCUGCCGAUUAUGAUAUACGAAACAAUCGCAAUACCGUUUCUUUAAUAGAUCUUUAAGGAGAAUAAUAACAACAACAAACAUAGAAACAACAACAAUUUAUUAGUAAUUAUUA
Molecule: messenger RNA, 743 nt
Organism: Musca vetustissima
Lineage: Eukaryota; Metazoa; Arthropoda; Insecta; Diptera; Muscidae
Product: Kv channel-interacting protein 1-like
Exons: 5
Coding region: 1-621 (206 amino acids)
Molecular function (GO): calcium ion binding
Source: RefSeq, a predicted model, not a curated record